Scheffersomyces coipomensis is the source of this 1956-nucleotide messenger RNA. RefSeq lists its product as uncharacterized. The coding region runs from base 1 to 1956 and encodes 651 amino acids. Gene Ontology annotation, cellular component: fungal-type vacuole membrane. The record is from RefSeq and is a predicted model, not a curated record. Lineage: Eukaryota; Fungi; Ascomycota; Pichiomycetes; Serinales; Debaryomycetaceae. Gene Ontology annotation, biological process: basic amino acid transmembrane export from vacuole. The transcript has a single exon.
AUGAUCCCGUUCAUGUCAGCGAAUUUUAUCGCGAACAAUGAUACAUCAACCUUCUCAUCAUCAUUGUUAUCAUCUUCACUUGCAUUUCAAAGUUCUAGUUCAUCUUAUAUCAUUAGUAACAUCACAUUAUCACCCAAUGAACAAGUCAUCAGUUCCAUAUCGAAAAUAUCAGGGAUCUUAUCGUUAUCAGUAUGGUUAUUUGCUCAAUUGCCGCAAAUCAUUGAAAACCAUUUAAAUGAAUCGGUUGAAGGUGUGUCUCUAGCAUUCUUAUGUUGUUGGAUUGGUGGUGAUACCACCAAUCUUAUUGGAUGUAUCUUAACCAAAGCUUUACCCUUCCAAACUUUAUUAGCCACUUAUUAUUGUUUCAUUGAUUGUAUAUUAAGUUUACAAUUCUGGUAUUACACUAGAAUUUAUCCAAAACAAAAAAUUCAUCAUAAUUUAUUACAGAGUCCCAAUAUGUUAAGACCAGUAGGGUCACGAAAAAGUAAUUCAAAUUCAAAACAUGUACAUACUAGAAGAAAUCGAUUUGAACAAGAUAUUACUCGAUCUCCUAUGGAAAUUACAAAUUCUCAUUAUAAUGUCGUUAAACAAAAUAAAGGCAGUUUUAUUCAACGAAUCUUAGCGGCUUCAUUUGUCGGUAGUAGUCUUACUAAACCGGUCAAUGGUAUGCCCAUUCAUCAACAACCUACUUCAUCAGGAUCUAAUAAAGUCACGUCUGAUUUAGUCAUGAGAAUAAAACAAUUAUUUGUCGUCAUCGGAUCAAUUUCCAUUCAUAAAUUCAAAUUCUCAUCUCUGGAUAUCGGUCAAUUAUCAGCCUGGAUAUGUUCAAUCCUUUAUUUAAGUUCAAGAUCUCCUCAAAUUGUUAAGAACUAUAAAUCAAAAUCAACAAAGGGUAUAUCAGCUUAUUUGUUCUUAUUCGCCAUGUUAGGGAAUUUAUUCUAUACCAUAUCGAUCGUGGCAGAUUUAUAUUUACUUUCAUUCCAUAGAACUUAUUUCGAAGGUGAUGGUUCCGAAGAUACCAAAUUCCAUCAAGUUUUAACUGAUCAAUUACCUUUUAUUGUGGGAAGUUCAGGUACAGUCAUUUUUGAUUGUAUUAUUUUAUUUCAAUGUUGGUAUUAUUUGGAGAAUUCCGUAUCGAGAAAUUCAUCAGUCACGCAAUAUCAUGAUUCAUACGGAUAUGGAUCCUUAUACGAUGAAGAAGAAACUGACCCUCACCACCACCACCAUCACCAUCAUCAUCAUAAAUCUAAAUUAAGAUCUCAAAGUCGAAAAAAAUCAAAAAGAAGAGUAAGAAAAAAUUCAUCAUCAAAUAGAAGUAACUCCCCCGGUCAUUUCCAAAAACCAGAUUGGUAUACUAAUACAGAACCUAAUUUCCCAUCAAUCUAUGAAACUGCUGCAUUUGGUAAUGGUUCAAACCAUGCCAACAAUCAACCCAACACCUCCAAUAUUCUUAAUAAUAAAAUCCCUAAUACCCCUGGUGGAGCAGCUGGUGGAAUUUCAGCUCAAUCAUAUGAUUAUUUAAUUCGAACUCCACCUCCUUCCCAUUACAUAGCCGCAUCACAGGGAAGAUCCAUCACUAAUCAACCUAAUCAAGAUCAUCAAAAUGGUCUUAUAUCAACCACUUUAAAUGCCAUUACGAAAUCAUUAUCGUAUAAGAAUGAAAAUCCAUAUUGGCAUAUUAUAAAAUCACCUCAUUCAUCAAAUUCAGGAAGUUAUGAUCAUGGAGGUGUGCCAGGAGGUGGUAGUGGUGGUAUAACUGCAUCUUCACCCUUGACUACAUCUUUAAUCCCAUCCAUUAUAGGGAAUUAUUCAUCUGUGUCCAAGAAAAUGUCUCAUGAUUCAAAAAUCCCAUUUUCUCCCAUUGAUUUCUUGACUGAUGAAUUCCAUCGUCCGGUUGAAGGUUCUUAUAGUGGUGGUGGAAGCAGUUUCCAUUUAAAUAAUCAUAAUCACGAAUAA